AUGACCACCAACAACGAACCGUGCGAACCAGAUCUACCAAGACUUCAGUUCUACAUCUUUGGACAUAAUAUCGCCCACUCGCUUUCACCUACGAUUCACAACGCCGCCUUCAAAGAACUCGAGCUGCCCUACUAUUACAGUAUCUUCGAGACCGAUCAUGUGGAAAACAGUGUGGAGGCGUUGAUCCGCCGAUCUGACUUUGGCGGCGCUUCAGUAACAUUUCUUCACAAGCUGCAAGUUGCAAAGCUCCUGGACUCGCUCAGCCCGUCAGCAGAGCUCAUAGGGGCGGUCAACACCAUCGUGGUCGAGGACUCUGCAGACGGGCGUCGACUUGUUGGAGAGAAUACUGACUGGCUGGGGAUCCGACAGUGCAUCAAGAGCAACGCCAUGGUCGAGCCAUCAUCUAGCAGUGCAGUAGUUCUUGGAGCUGGUGGUGCUGCACGUGCUGCCUGCUUUGCCGUUCAGGCAUUGGGUGUACAUCGGGUGCUCCUUGUCAAUCGAACGCUAGAGAGAGCAAGGAGACUGGCAUCUCAGAUGACCAAAGAAGGCACACCAAUUGAUGUAUUCUCGACGCUUGAAGAGGCCUGCAUUGCUACCGAAAAGCCGAUAUCGAUUGUAGUCGCAUGCAUUCCAGCCGACGACUUCGGCGAAGACAGAAUCCCGGAGGAUCUAUUUCGGCAAUCCGAGCGAGGAGUCUUGGUAGAGAUGGCCUACCGCCCACGUAUGACUGGCAUGAUCACAGUUGCUGGCCGGCAUCCUGGUUGGAAGGUUGUGAGAGGCAUUGAUGUCCUCGCAGAGCAAGCAUACGCCCAAUUCGAACUGUGGACUGGGAAGCAGGCUCCUAUCGAUGUUAUGUUGAGAGCAAUGAAAGAGAAGGUCGCCACGAAAAUUUAG
This is a messenger RNA of Zasmidium cellare ATCC 36951, 894 nucleotides long. RefSeq lists its product as uncharacterized. Lineage: Eukaryota; Fungi; Ascomycota; Dothideomycetes; Mycosphaerellales; Mycosphaerellaceae. The record is from RefSeq and is a predicted model, not a curated record. Gene Ontology annotation, cellular component: cytoplasm. Gene Ontology annotation, molecular function: shikimate 3-dehydrogenase (NADP+) activity. The transcript has a single exon. Gene Ontology annotation, biological process: chorismate biosynthetic process; shikimate metabolic process. Bases 1 to 894 code for a protein of 297 amino acids.